Lasiosphaeria miniovina is the source of this 501-nucleotide messenger RNA. RefSeq lists its product as uncharacterized. The transcript is spliced from 5 exons. The coding region runs from base 1 to 501 and encodes 166 amino acids. Lineage: Eukaryota; Fungi; Ascomycota; Sordariomycetes; Sordariales; Lasiosphaeriaceae. The record is from RefSeq and is a predicted model, not a curated record.
AUGUCUAAGCUAAACGCACCGUCAAAUGUUUACAACUGCAUUGCCUACGCAGUGAAUAUCACCGACCGACUGAUGUUGGGCCACUGCUGGAAGGAGCUCGCCCAGAAAUGCUACUAUGCUCUCACGUCCGAGCAGCUGCUGGCAGCGCCUCUCCAGAACGACGACAUAGAGGCUAGGUCCAAAGUAGGACACGACUAUGUCAUCCAGCACGACCGACACCUCUUUGAGAGCACCAAGACUGUCAAUGGGAAAACGCGCCGUUACGGCACCAUUGUGACCGUGUGCCGCUUCGACGCUGAGAAGGAGAAAGCAUACGACGAUCAAGAGCACCACAUCACCAGCUCGGGACACCCCGCCAGGCGCAAGGAUGCCGUGUUCAUCUGGUCAGGCGAGCCGAUCCCCGAGAGCAAGGCCCGGACGACCAUGUCGGGCAGGAUUAGCAAGAGUAUGCCAGAGAAGAAGCCGACGAAGGCGAAGCCGACUAAGGCUGCCAAAGAGUAG